Molecule: messenger RNA, 963 nt
Organism: Mauremys mutica (yellowpond turtle)
Lineage: Eukaryota; Metazoa; Chordata; Testudines; Geoemydidae
Product: olfactory receptor 11L1-like
Exons: 1
Coding region: 163-963 (266 amino acids)
Biological process (GO): G protein-coupled receptor signaling pathway
Cellular component (GO): membrane
Molecular function (GO): G protein-coupled receptor activity; olfactory receptor activity
Source: RefSeq, a predicted model, not a curated record
AAUCAAACAACCAUAACAGAAUUCAUCCUCCUAGGAUUCAGGAAUCUCCCUCAACUGCAAACCCUUCUCUUCCUGCUCUUUCUGGUAAUCUACAUUGUGACCGUGGCCAGGAACUUCCUCAUCAUAGCGGUCGUUGUGGCUGAUCAGCACCUUCACACCCCCAUGUACUUCUUCCUGGGGAACUUGUCCUUCUUAGAGACCUGCUACACCUCCACCAUACUGCCCAAAGUGCUGGCCAGUCUCCGGACUGGAGACAGAACCAUCUCAUUUAGUGGUUGCAUCGCACAAUUCUAUAUCUUUGGUUCUCUGGCAUCUACAGAAUGCCUUCUCUUAUCUGUGAUGUCUUAUGAUCGCUAUUUAGCCAUAUGCAAGCCAUUACAUUAUGCAGCGCUUAUGAACGGCAGAUUCUGCCUCCAGUUGGCAGCUUGCUCUUGGGUAAGUGGAUUUCUGGCUCCUUUGCCAUCGAUGUUACUAAUAUCACAAUUAACAUUCUGUAGCCCCAGUGAAGUUGACCAUUUCUUUUGUGAUUUAAGCCCAAUAAUAAAAUUGGCCUGCAGUGACACCUUCAUGCUGGAAAUUUAUGCUUUUGUACUCUGCUCCAUACUUACACUGCCUCCAUUUCUAUUGACACUGGUGUCUUAUGUUUCCAUCAUCACCACCAUCCUGAGAAUCCCUUCCACCACCGGGAGACAGAAGGCCUUUUCUACCUGCUCCUCUCACCUCAUUGUGGUGACAAUUUUCUAUGGGACUCUAGUCAUUGUGUAUCUGCUAUCUGACUCUGAUGCACUGAGAGAUCUGAACAAAAUAUUCUCUGUUUUCUAUGGAGUCCUGACCCCAUUGGUCAACCCCCUCAUAUACAGCCUGAGAAACAAGAAGGUGAAGGAAGCCUUGAGGAAAACUAUCAUUGGAUUUUUUUUGUCUUUUGCAAGAAAUCAGACAUUUCUAGCUAAUAUAUUCCCAUGA